Molecule: messenger RNA, 3734 nt
Organism: Phytophthora nicotianae INRA-310
Lineage: Eukaryota; Oomycota; Peronosporomycetes; Peronosporales; Peronosporaceae
Exons: 6
Coding region: 506-2824 (772 amino acids)
Biological process (GO): interstrand cross-link repair
Cellular component (GO): Fanconi anaemia nuclear complex; nucleoplasm
Source: RefSeq, a predicted model, not a curated record
GGAAUGGCGAGCUCGUCGACACAAUUGGCCCGUGUGGCUGACUGCUUGCCGCUCCUGUUAACUCUACGCACCAAUAAUGACACAACAGACAAUGCACCUCCGUGCGCAUGCAUCGUCGUGAAAAUCCGCCCAACGCUGCUGCAUUUCCUGGCUGCCAAUCUAUUGCGGGUAAGUGAAUCGCAACAGUGAUCCUUAAAGCAAGUCUAUAAUCCUCUUUCAGUGUGUGAUCAGGUCCAAUGUGCCAAUCACGGACGUCGCAGACUAUGGCGGCCAUCAUUCUGAACACGGUGAAGCUCGUCACAAGCUCCUGGUAUCCACUGCAGACGGAAAUGUGUGGGUCGUGACGUUGCCUGGUCAUCUGCAGCUUGGGGUGACACGUGAGUUGCUGCUGGAACGCUCGUCCUGUGAGAAUGAUGACAAAUCGGUCCAAUGGUUCUGUCAACUGCCUGGAGUGCAAUCCGUGAGUCACAUUCCUGCUGGACCCGGGUUGUCAUCGCUGACGCUGAUGAGGAGCUUGGUGACACCGACCACGCUGAUCGUGAGCACUUACGGGAGCUCCGGGUCGAAGUUGCAGCGUCAUCAAUCGCUGGAGCUGGGCGAGCUCGAAGGAGAACAGUCUACUUGCACACUUUGUUUGAAUGAUCAGAUGGCGAAUCAUUGUGGACUUUUGAGGCGUUUGUUUCCGGACGUGGCGACCGACUGGGGUGUGACCGCUAUUCUACAGGGAGAUUUGGAUGGCUAUGUACGUUUUUCAUUGGUGCAUUAUCCAAAUAAGAAAAGAGGUGGUAUCAAGGCGUCCGUAAUUCGCAGUGGUAUGUUGCUUCGGCUGGGUGAGCCGGUUCAGAUGAUCGUCCCGUUCUCGUCGUCUGCAACUACAUCCUCGGAAGGAAAUGGUGCAACAGCGACAUCUCAAGUGUUUGAUGCACUGCUAGUGCUGGGUGCUCGAGGCAGGAUCAGGAUUGUUGAAGUGAAGAAAAGUUGCUCGGUGGAAGCCCUUUCUGGUUCAGUGAAGAAGCUGGAGCUUGGGUGCGCAGUACAGUCGUUGGUAUUUGUAUAUCGUUUGGCAGUGUUUGCCUUUUGCUCGACUGGGUCAGCGUUUGUGUGUCGAAGCACCGAUUUACUAUCUCAAGCUCAAUCCAUAGAUUCAAACGCGCCUACUAGCCUCAGUGAUGGCUCAAAUGUUUCUACUGAAAAGCUACCCCUUCAACUGGGUAUCAUCCGCUUAGCAACUCAUGGCAGUGAAGGUGGUUUGUCAAUUCUGUUUGCGUCAGGGCGGAUCACAACAAUCAAUAACACAGCUCUUCACACGAUGGUAACAAGUGUACUACCAUUAUCUGGACAACAACAAAACCAUAAAUGUGGAAAGUCAUCCGAACUAGGGAGUGAGUCUCGGGUUCGCAAUCUUUUGCAUCGAAUCGCUGAAAUUUCCUCCGAGUCAACUAAUCUGCGCACUAAAUCGAAGCAAAUGGACUUCCAGCUCAAGACAUUGCACUCUGCUUUGGAAACACUUCGGCUUGUCGAAACUACAGGUGUGGAGUCUGUGGUCAAGUGCAACUUGAAUGCCUCGAUGACAAUGACUGGGAUCUUUUCAGAUCGACAGGCGAUACAACUGGUUUGCUCCUUUGGUUUCGUGAAUCCCGAAGCUAUUAUCUCACUUGACGACUGGUGGUUGUGUCUGUACGUGCGUACUCAUCAACGUUCAAUCACGACUUGUUCCUUUCCGCUGAACGAUAUAACAGCGCGCGGAGAACAGAGCAUUAUCCUCGAUCCAGAUACACUCACACAGCAAGACCAGGGAAGUUUGUGGGUCUCGUGUUCGAUGGUAUUUUGCCCUUCACGAAAUGGAUAUCCAGAAAAUGAACGGUCCAAUACCAGCCAUAUUGGUGCGAGUAUUAUUGCUCAGGAUGAUCCAUUGUCGUUCGCAAUUCCGCUGCUUCAAGACAAAAGAUUCCUAUUCGCACAGCUGAGUCGGCCCAUCGAGGAAGAGAUUCCAACCAGCCAAGUUGCCAUUCACGCUGCAUUCCGCCAAAGCCACGAGCCGUUCAUGCCAGUCGGUAGAGCAACCAAAGAGGGAAAAUCGUCUUCGUCUGUUCUCUGGAGUGGUGUGCAGUGGUGGGCUGCACUCACUGACCAUGCUCAUAGGAAUCCAUCGUUCGCAGCGUUAUGGUCAAAAAUUUCGCCUUCUGACGCUGCACCUCUGGCGUUAACUCCUCCGUCCCGAUUUGUUAUAGCCAUCCCUUCAUUCUUUGCCACCGAAGACGACGAGGAUGACGAGGAUGAAGAUGAGAAUUUUGAAAAACUCCGCCUCGAGAGGAUGGUAUCGUUCCUGCGUCAGCUCCUGGAGAUACCCUCUGCUGAGGUUCCACGAUUGCGUCGUAGCUGCCGAACACAGCAUGGGAAGCUCUGGACGGUACUACGAGCCUUUUCCGGAAGCCUCAUACUCCUUCGUUUCACUCCUUCAGAAGACCAACAACGAUCAGUUGACCUCACUAUUCAAUGUUCCGACGUGGCCGAUCUCUCUGCGAUGCGAGCCCUGGUUCUGGAGACGAUCAAUAACUGGAACGAUGGAAGCCCUACAGGAAUCAACGAAGAAGACCGCUCUGAUGAGCUAGCGCUGGAUGUCAGCGAAAUAUUGGAGCCUAUAGCGGAUCUUGAUAAUCUCCUGGAGGAUUUGACUUUGAAAAUCAGAAGUAUAGAAGACCCAAACUCGGCUUGUUGCACCGACGAAGUUCUCCGUGCACUCUCACAGCUGGCGCACCUGGAGACUCAAACGCUCACACUGUACUGGAAGACAAGAAUGCAUCUCAACAGGACCAUCAUGUAGAACUGCGUCAAUGUGUUUUGAAUCGACUGGAACGAAAAAAAAAAACAACUAUUAGCUACGUCAAAUUGGAGAGCAUCACUACCAGUGAGAGCGGUUUAAAGUUCUUCGGUCGGGAGAUGCUGGUCACGCAACGACGCUUUCUCGGAUGGAGACGACACGGAAUAGAGGCGCUACAUGUUCGACACCAAUGAAACUUAGCGAUCCUGCCAGUCCCACCAACAAAUGCAGUUGUUUCCGUACCUCAAAGUAGCGUGGUGCUCUAGUCGGCCACAGCGUGUAAAUGAGAGACAAGUAGAUAAAGCAGUGCACUGAGGUCGUCAUGGCAGCCACGGUCUUCUCACGCACCCACGGCGACAAGAAGGAAGCAACGAGCACGAUAAUAGGCAGGGCUACGAAAUACACCGAAAACAGGCAGCACAUCUGAAAAUCGCGGAGUAAGUACAGGAUUCGUCCGAUAACAAGUAUCACUUCCAGUACUUACUCUGAGGAAAAAAUACCGCUUUGUCGAGGCUUUCUCGUAGGAGCGCGUCUCUAGAAUGGUGUUGACGAACCAACCUAGCACGCACACUUGCAACAAGCAAAUGCCAAGUCCCGGCCACGAGUCGUAAAUGUACAACGUCGACGCUGGGUCGAGCCACACGAGAUACCACAUCGCCAUGGACAAAUACAGCACGAGAAUGGCUAGAAUAACACACGAAAGCUUGAUCUGGCCAUCCAGUGUGACGCUGUUGAUUGUCCACCCUUUUGCGAUCACCAUGGCCAGUAAUAAGGUGCCCACGCGGACAAAUACGUCUGUGAUCCUAGCCGCGUACUUGAAAAACGGUACCCCCAGACCGUUGAACUCGUACGUAGUAAAGUGAAUGAAUAGCAGCGCGUUGCACAGGAAGAAAAACAGCACCACUAGCGUCAA